GAAAAUUUUGUUAUUUUUGUUUUGUAGUAAUUAUACUAACAAAUAUAAUAGGCCUAUUUUUAUAAGGAUGUCAGUUGACAUCAAACAUUUUAUAAUCUCUAUUAGCCAGCUGGUCAGCAUGACUUGAUAUCACAUCACAAGUAAAGUAAUAGUGAACACCUGGUCCAGACUCAAGCAACAGAAACAGAGCCCAAAGUAAGUGACAGAAUGGUAUGAGAGAAAUGAUAAAAGUUAAAAUAAAAUUUAAUGAAAAAUUUUGUAAUUCAAAGUAAAAUAUUCCAAAGGCUCAGAAAUAGAGUAAACAAUAUCUUAUACAAGCAUUGCAGAUAAUUUUGGCUUGGUAUGAUUGUGAUAUUGUAGAUGUUUUGUUUUUAGCUAUAGUAGUAAAAUAAUAUGAGCUUUAUGUUUUAACACAUUCUCACCUGCAAUUCAGAUAUUGAAGAUCUAGAUAAAUUAUACAGUGCUGAAAAACAUUGCCGAGAUUAUGAUAUGUUUGUUGAUUGUUUAAGUAGUAUUACUAGUCAAUGCAUAGUUUUUGGCUUUGAUACAGCAAAAGGAAUAAAAGAUGACAUAUGUAGUACAGAUUGUCAAAGAACAUUAGCAGAGCUCAAUGGACAAAAUGAUAUAAUAUCAUGCAGUUUUAUGAAACAAUAUAAAGAUAAAUUACAAAGGUGUGGUGCUUACAGAGGUAGCAUGAAACAAACUUUGGAGAAUAUUCAAUGUAAAAAAGACACUGGAAGUAAUGGAGGAUCAACUGGAGGAAACAAUGGUGGGUCGAAUGGGGGAAACAAUGGAGGAUCCAAUGGAGGAAACAAUGGAGGGUCGAAUGGCGGAAACAAUGGAGGAUCCAAUGGAGGAAACAAUGGAGGGUCUAAUGGGGGAAACAAUAAAGGAUUCAAUGAAGAACCUAGUGGAGCAGCUAAACAAUCUACUGAAAUCACUAUGCUUUUUAUUUUAAUGGCAAUAAUUAAAUAUUUGUUUUAAAAAAACAGAAUGUGUCUGUAAAAUGUGACUAAUCAGUCUGAAUUUUUCCCCCUAUAGACUGCAUAUAUGUAUAUAGAAAACUUUUAUCUACCAAUGUAAAUGUGUAUGACUUAUGGCUUUUGUUAAAUUUUCUAUGAAUUAAAAAGAAAUAGGGUUUACUCGAUCAAAUUGCCAAU
Molecule: messenger RNA, 1160 nt
Organism: Dimorphilus gyrociliatus
Lineage: Eukaryota; Metazoa; Annelida; Polychaeta; Dinophilidae
Source: the annotation of a GenBank genome assembly